Nicotiana tabacum (common tobacco) is the source of this 1302-nucleotide messenger RNA. NCBI's taxonomy places the organism in Eukaryota, Viridiplantae, Streptophyta, Magnoliopsida, Solanales, Solanaceae. The record is from RefSeq and is a predicted model, not a curated record.
ACAUUCUUCAUCAAUGGAAUCGUGCUCUGCAUUGACCAGUUUCUCGAGGGCAAGGCCAUUUUCAUCAUUGGUGCAACUGGCUACCUAGCAAAGAUUCUCAUCGAGAAGAUACUACGAGUCCAGCCAAAUUUGAAGAAGCUCUACUUGCUAAUAAGAGCUCCAGAUUCAAAUUCAGCUAAAGAACAUUUUAAUAACGAGGUCAUAAAGACGGAUCUGUUCAGAGUUCUAAGGGAGAAGUUGGGUGCCGACCUACAUAAGCUUAUAGAAGACAAGGUUUUCCCAGUUCCUGGGGAUAUAGCUUGCGAUAGUUUGGGGAUAAAUUCUGAGCUGAAAGAUGAGAUGCACAGAGAAAUAGACAUAAUUGUAAACUCAGCUGCUACAACUAGAUUUGAUGAAAGAUAUGAUACUGCAAUAAGGAUCAAUGCAUUGGGUGCCCUGAAUAUUCUCAAAUUUUCCAAGCAGUGUUCAAAACUAAAGAUACUUCUCCAUGUAAGCACAGCCUAUGUAUGUGGAGAAAAGGAAGGAUUGAUACUAGAGAAACCAUUGCACUUUGAAGAGACGCUUAAUGGAAACUCUCACUUAGACAUAGAAGUGGAGCAAAAGCUGGUAGAGGAGACACUAAUGGACCUUAAAGCUAGGAAUGCCACUGUAAAAGAAGUAACUUUAGCUAUGAGAGUUCUAGGUAUUGAGAGGGCAAAGAUACAUGGAUGGCCAAACACAUACUCGUUAACAAAAGCAAUGGGAGAGAUGCUUUUGGGACACCUGAAGGAGGAUCUCCAACUCAUAAUCCUUCGGCCAACAAUUAUAUCAAGCACAUACAAGGAGCUGUUCCCAGGAUGGAAUGAAGGACUGAGAACCAUGGACACCUUUAUUGUUGGCUAUGGUAAAGGGAAACAGAAUGUUGCGAUGGGUGAUAGAGAAUCAAUACUGGAUGUGAUUCCAGCAGAUAUGGUUGUGAACUCAGUCAUCGCGGCUAUGGUAGCCCAUAGAAAUCGAUCUUCCCAUACAGCUAUUGACCAUAUUAGCUCCUCUAGGACGAAUCCACUAAAAAGUACUGAUAUUAUGCAAUUUUCCGCUGAAUACUUCAAGAAGAAUCCAUGGAUUAACGAAAGAGGAAUGCCAGUCAAAGUCAAGAAAUUUCAUUUACUGGAUAGCAUGGCUAGCCUUCACAAAUACAUAGCUACCCACUACAUGCCAUUAUUAAAGGUUAGUUUUCAUAGUAAUGUCUUCUUAGAUAAACUGUAAAAUUUUAGCCUUUUUGGCUUCACUUGACCAUGAAGUAGACAGUACUAACUUGGAUUA